Vigna unguiculata (cowpea) is the source of this 828-nucleotide messenger RNA. NCBI's taxonomy places the organism in Eukaryota, Viridiplantae, Streptophyta, Magnoliopsida, Fabales, Fabaceae. The record is from RefSeq and is a predicted model, not a curated record.
AUGUGCCACAAGCCGGCUAAAUUCACUAGGGAAGCCACCCCAGAUGAGGCUGACGCAUGGCUCCGAGAAUGCAAGAAGAUAUUCAGAGUGAUAGAGUGCACGGAGGACCAGAAGCUUAAUUUUGCCACAUUCCUGUUGGUGUACGUGGAGAGGUUUGAGUACCUCUCGAGAUUCUAUUCCCAGGCAGUGGCGGAGGAGUGGCGCUGUAGGAAGUUUGAGGGCGGUCUCAAACAUGAGCUGAGGCGUUUUAUCGUACGAUUGAGGGUACGAGAGUUUCCGAUCUUGGUGGAACAAGCCAAGAGUGUCGAGCAACUUGAGAUGAGACCUAGUCGGGUCAACCGAACCCAGGAGAGCAGUACUGAGGGCAGACAACAAAAGAAGCCCUAUAGUAGAGCAGUUUCAUCUGCACAGAAACUGAGGUGUUAUAACUGUGGAGGGGAACACCUACAGAGGGACUGCAUUAGACCCGCCAGCAGCGGAGGCAGUGGUGUGAGCACUCGAAAGUGCUAUGCCUAUGAUCAGCCAAGACAUUUUGCCAACAAAUGUCCCAAUAGGAAGACUACUCUAGUAGCGCGGACAACGCCAUCUUCCUCUGACUGGCCGAGAGCAGUAGGCUGGGUUUUUGCCAUGACCAGCACCGAGGCCACCUGGUCAGGUAACCUGAUUCUGGACCAUUGUUUGCUUUUUGGUAACAGUGUGUUAGUGUUGUUUGAUUCAGGAGCUUCACACCCCUUCAUAUCCCACGAUUGUGUGGAGAGAUUGGGGUUGUCUACUCGUGACCUGGGAUGUGAGUUGAUAGUCUCGACACCGGCAUCUAGACAUGUUUGA